Molecule: messenger RNA, 3715 nt
Organism: Columba livia (rock pigeon)
Lineage: Eukaryota; Metazoa; Chordata; Aves; Columbiformes; Columbidae
Gene: MC5R
Product: melanocortin 5 receptor
Exons: 3
Coding region: 306-1283 (325 amino acids)
Biological process (GO): adenylate cyclase-activating G protein-coupled receptor signaling pathway; regulation of metabolic process
Cellular component (GO): plasma membrane; cytoplasm
Molecular function (GO): melanocortin receptor activity
Source: RefSeq, a predicted model, not a curated record
CGAGCCUUUGCUAACAACAUCUGUGAAAAGAGAAGUUCAGAUGGGCAAAGAAGGGGAGGAGGAGCCACCGUUUGAGUACUGAAGUCGUUGCUUGGAGUCUAUAAAAAGGAGUCCCCAGCCCCAGAUAUCGGGUGAGGAGGGGGGCUGGAACUUCUGCGCUCUGGAGAAAAGGUUGCAGGCGAUGAAGAGGAGGAGCAGCUGAAGGAGCAGCUCUGGUAAAUAGGUUGUUUUGCCUUUUGGAAAAUGCAUUUACCACACUCCCUAGCAAGUCCCUCAGAAAGAACAGCAUCUGUUUGCUUCCAGAGAUGAACACCUCCUCUCAACUGUAUGUUUCUGAACUAAACUUGAGUGCCUUUGGCAGCAACUUUACUGUGCCUACUGUCAAGAACAAGUCAUCACCAUGUGAGCAAGUGGUCAUUUCAGCUGAGGUGUUCCUAACUCUGGGCAUUGUAAGCCUCCUUGAAAACAUCUUAGUUAUAUGUGCAAUAAUUAAGAACAAGAACUUGCAUUCACCCAUGUAUUUUUUUGUUUGCAGUUUAGCAGUGGCUGACAUGCUGGUCAGUGUGUCUAAUGCUUGGGAGACAAUAACGAUAUACUUAAUAAACAAUAGGCACGUAAUUAUGGAAGAUGCCUUUGUCCGUCAUAUAGACAAUGUCUUUGAUUCAAUGAUCUGCAUAUCUGUGGUGGCUUCCAUGUGCAGUUUGCUGGCUAUAGCAGUAGACAGGUAUAUCACGAUCUUCUAUGCCCUUCGUUAUCACAACAUCAUGACAGUGAAAAGAUCAGGGCUUAUUAUUGCAUGCAUCUGGACCUUUUGCACAGGCUGUGGCAUUAUCUUCAUUCUUUAUUAUGAAUCAACUUAUGUGAUCAUUUGUCUCAUCACUAUGUUUUUUACCAUGUUGUUACUCAUGGUCUCGCUGUAUAUCCAUAUGUUCCUCCUGGCUCGUACUCACAUGAAGAAAAUAGCUGCUUUGCCUGGGUACCACUCUGUCCGUCAAAGAACCAGCAUGAAAGGAGCCAUCACUCUGACUAUGCUUCUUGGCAUCUUCAUUGUUUGCUGGGCUCCAUUCUUCCUUCAUCUCAUCCUGAUGAUCUCCUGCCCUCAAAACCUCUACUGUGUUUGCUUCAUGUCUCACUUCAACAUGUACCUCAUUCUCAUUAUGUGCAACUCAGUGAUUGAUCCCUUGAUCUACGCCUUUCGUAGCCAGGAAAUGAGGAAGACCUUCAAAGAAAUAAUUUGUUGCUAUAGCCUGAGAAUGGUUUGUGGGUUAUCAAACAAGUAUUAAGAAAACAAAACCAAACCAGGGAAGAGAAUCAAAAUGCAACAUCUUGCUGCCUCUUGUGAUUCUGCUGAAAUGCCUAUGGAACAUCUUCAUUCAGCUGUCAUGAUUUCUGCAGCAACCAGAAACCGAUUUUUAAAUGGGAUUUUACCUUUCCCUCCACGCACCUCUCUCACACUGGUGCUGGAAGCUACUCAGUGCAUCUGUAGUAUGGGGAGAAAGAAUAUUUUGAAUCUCAUUUACCCUACUGAAGACUGGACCUUAUGAAGGACCUUAUACAGGGAAAGCCUUAUUUUUCUUUCUGCUAAAUGCAAUGAGUGUGAGCUGCCAUGCAAAUGAGCCCAUCAGCCUCUUAGUGUGUGUUAAUAUUCUUGAUCUCUAUAGAUACAGCAUGGCUUAUUUUCACACCAAAAUUAACUUUUUUUUUUUUUUUUUUUUUUAAGAUAUUAAACCACAGAAGCAGCUCCAAUUAUCAGGGUUCACAUACCUCGCUCAACAGUUAUGACCAAUAUAUAUGCACAUAUCAGCAGUCUUGUAUUCCAGUCAUGACUGUUACUGUAAUAAAAUAUGUACUAUGUAAGCGGACAGUGUUACCAGGAGAUUUUCCAGGCUGUACACAGUACUUUGUCAUAUCUGACAGUAAGUGUUCUCACUGUGAGGUAAGAUGUACCAUAGGUCAAUUUUAAGGCUAAAUGUGAAGACUGAGAUGAUUCUCGUUUGUCUGUUUUCUUCAUUCACCAAGGCCAGGAAAGUAAAGGGUACAUGGCCUCUAGACAGUCAUGUAAUGCUUUGUGGAGAAGGAAAGACUGUGCAAAUGGUUGCCUUCAUCUAGAUAUUGGAAAAGCAUUUCAGCUAAGAGUAGCUUUUGUCACUGGAGGAAGAUCUACUCUAGGUUGCGUCUUUCAAGCUGGGAGAGAAAAAAGACAAGUUUGAUGAUCAGAAGGGAUAGCAGGCAGUUGCAAAACAGGGAUUCCAAAAAUUCAGGCAUAUGUAGUUACAAUAGAGAGUCCUGACUUUUGCUCCCCAAACAGUUUAUUGAGAGGAUUCUAAUAUGAAACCCUCAUGAAUUUUGUGUGAGUAAUUUGCAACUAGUCAUACUCUCAUAAAGAUGCUGUUCUGCAACAGCUAUGUGAUGUGCAAAACAUUGGACUUGUCACAGAUGAAGGAAGUUCAACUGUGGCACUGAUUUCCUGAUGCAAAUGGAUAGUACAUAUCCUGCACUGAGAUGUAAGUUAUGAAAAUAUUUCAAGCAAUGGUACCCUACUGAUUAGAUAUAAAAAUAUAACUUGGAAAAAUGAAUUGUUUCUCCCAACAAACUGAAAGAGUAACCCUCGUUAUAUUUGGUUUAGGGUUGCUCUAAAACUGUUUUUGUCAAUAAAACUAUGACUGACUCAAUGGGCCUUAGAUUAUAUAUUCAAGGUAGAAGUUGUUAGAAUUUUUUUUACCAUAAGGGUGGUCAAAAGUGGGAAUGGGUGUCUGGUGGUUGUAUAGUCUCCAUCCUAGGAGAUAUUCAGAACUUGACUGGACACAGCCCUAAACAAUCUGCUCGAAGUAGAAAGCUGAUUCUAAUGUUGAAGCUGGCCCUGCUUUGAAUGAUUUGGAAUAGAUGACCUCCACAGAUCCCUUGCAACCCAGAUUAUUCUGUGAUUCUAUGAGACAGUUUGUGUUUUGUGACAAAAUUUUAUUUUUCCUCCUUCUAACUUAAUUUCUUGUGUAAGAAAAAGCAUAAGUGAUUAUCCUCCACACAUUUAGAAAUACACUAUACUUUUUGUCUUCAUUUGCUUUGGAGGGCUCUGGCAUGAUAAGUAAGGUACAACUUUAGCACCAGGGUUAUACCUUUUCCCUGCUGUAGCUUAAAAUAUAUACCACCUCCAGCUCACCCUUAUCUCCCUCUGAUAUGUGUGGGAAUGUUAUUCUCAGUGGAGACAUCUUAUUGUGUUGUCUGUAAAUAUUCUGGUUAUAUCAGUGCACUAGGUGCUGAAUUCUUCCUUCAGCUAUAUCUGAAAAUGGGAUUUCAAAGGUAUGUUUAUGGUCACAGAAUCACAGAAUGGUUGGGGUUGGAAGUGACCUCUGGAGAUCAUCUAGUCCAAACCAGUCUAUAGUGAGAAUUUUGCCUUGUUUCAGUCCACCUCUUAAUCCUAUAUAUAACAGGCACCUAAGGGUGUGUUCUUGCUACUAUGAAUGUAGAUAGCAAAAAAUGAAACAGUUCAGUUGCAUAGUGAAAGGCACCAGGUGAUGUUGUAAAUGAAUCAUUAAAUCUUUAUUGAGUAUUUCAAAUAAGACAGUCUUGUACAUAAUUGUAAAUCAACGAAGAGGAAGCCAAACUGUAAUAGCUUUGGGUAUUUUCUUGGAUUGUACAUUACCUUUUUGUUGGAAAUUUAUUUGAUGUAUAAAUACAGACAAGAAGAAAUUAUUAAACUGGAUUGCUGGAAAACCUA